Molecule: messenger RNA, 591 nt
Organism: Psylliodes chrysocephalus
Lineage: Eukaryota; Metazoa; Arthropoda; Insecta; Coleoptera; Chrysomelidae
Source: the annotation of a GenBank genome assembly
UAUUCCCAAUGUUGUCGUUCAAAAUUACACUUCUAAAGUUUUGAGUAGUGUAAAUUAAAAAUGAUCACAAUCUAUUUGUGGUCUCCACCAGGAAAAACUGCUGACUCUGGUGAAACAUUUGGGCAUAUAUCUAUGGAACUUUUAGAUGAAACUUAUAUCAGUUUUUGGCCAAGUGAAGAUAUUGUUAAGGCAAGAAGCCAAAAAAGCCAAAUCAAUUCAUAUGACGAUGAUGAAGAGUCAUAUGGACGUCAUGCUGAUAAAAGCUUAGGCAUUCCUGAUGGUAAAUUAAAUGAAGACAAAAUAAGAUCUUGGUGGAAAAAGAACAAGAACCGCGAAUACAACUUAGUGUUCAAUAAUUGUGCAUCUGCUAUAGUAAAUGCAUUAAAGGCAGGAGGUUAUGGAGGAAUAUUAAUAGGAAUUUAUACUCCUGAUGAAUUAUAUACCACAGUUUAUAAUUAUUACAAUCCAAAGUGUAUUCUAAUAUAAAAGCUGUAAGCAAUAAUGAAGAUAUAUACAUAUUUCCUUGACCUAAAUGAUUAUUUUUGCAAUAACGAAGAAAACAUAACUAUUUAAAAAAUAUAUAUUUUACCA